AUGGACACCGAUGGCUGUACAAGUACUUCUUCUUCAGUGUCACGCCACGGCUGUGCUAGGGUUACACAUUUCAGGACCAUCUCUUCCAACACCAGCUGCCAGCAUGGUGAUGAAGUCAACAACUGCCAGCCCACUGGCCAUGUUCUAAGAACUCCCCAGCCCCCGGGCUGCCAGCCUCUGCCUUAUUUCUGUCUCCCGCCCUUGUGCUUAAUAAGAAGCUUCCAUGCCCUUCUGCCUCUGGGUGACUGCAGCUGUGGUGAAGGCAUCAACAGUCAUGAGAAAGAGAGCCUGCAGGCCUUGAACAAUCGCCUUGCUAACUACCUGGAAAAGGUACGCAUGCUGGGACAAGAGAACGCCACACUGGAGUGUAAGAUCCAAGCAGAGUGCAACAAAGAGCUCCCUGCCGUGUGUCCUGAUUACCUGUCCUACUACGCUACCAUUGAGGCGCUCCAGCAGAAGAUCUUGUGUACCAAGGCUGAGAAUUCCAGACUGGUCUCACAAAUCGACAACGCCAAACUGACAGCUGAUGACAUGAGAACCAAGUAUGAAGCUGAGGUGUCCCUGCGCCAGCUAGUGGAGGCAGAUGUCAACAGCCUGAAGCAGAUCCUGAACGCCCUGACGCUGGGCAAAGCUGACCUGGAGGCACGAGUCCAGUCUCUGAAAGAGGAGCUCCUUUGUCUCAAGAGCGACCAGGAAAAGGAAAUCCACACCCUGCAGAGCCAGCUUGGGCACAGACUCAACAUUGAAGUGACUGCUGCCCCUUCUGUUGACUUACAACAGCUUCUCCAAGAAAUGAGAUGUCAAUAUGAGUCGAUCACGGAGACCAAUCGCAAAGAUGUGGAACAAUGGUUCAACACGCAGAUGGAGGAGCUGAAGCAGCAAGUGAUGAGCAGUACCCAACAGCAGCAGUGCUGCCAGACAGAGAUCAUCGAGCUGAGACGUGUCAAGAACUCGCUGGAGAUUGAACUCCAGGCUCAGCACCGAAUGAGAGACUCCCAGGAGAGCAUGCUGACAGAGACAGAGGCCCGCUACUCUACCCUGCUGGCCCAGAUCCAGGGUCUGAUCGAUAACCUGGAGGCGCAGCUAUCAGAGAUCCGGUGCGCCCUAGAAAGACAGAGCCAAGAAUAUGAGGUUCUACUGGACAUCAAGAGCCGGCUGGAGUGUGAGAUCGGCACAUACCGCAGCCUGCUGGAGAGUUCUGACAGCAAGCUUCCCUGUAACCCUUGUGCUACCACCUGUGAGUCUUCCACGUGCACACCCAGUCAGACCGGAGCCCUGGAGCACGCAGCCCAUGGGAGACGCGAGCCCUGUGAUCCCUACAGAGCCCUGACCCGGCUUCUGGUUAAAAUCUGCACCCUCACAGAAGAGUUCCAGGAUGGGAAAGUCAUCUCUUCCUACGAACACGUGCAACCUUGCUUCAUCACCAGACUUGCUAAAGUCUAA
Molecule: messenger RNA, 1443 nt
Organism: Condylura cristata (star-nosed mole)
Lineage: Eukaryota; Metazoa; Chordata; Mammalia; Eulipotyphla; Talpidae
Gene: KRT39
Product: keratin 39, type I
Exons: 7
Coding region: 1-1443 (480 amino acids)
Molecular function (GO): structural molecule activity
Source: RefSeq, a predicted model, not a curated record